AUGCGCCAGGAGCCAGGGACUAUAUGCUAUUAACCACCCACUGUGUGUGUGUGUGUGUGUGUGUAUUAUAAGUCAUCCAGCCGUUCCGUGUCUCUCUCUCCCCCUUUCUAUCCUUGUACAUGUUUGACUUUUAGGGGGUGGGGGAGUUGCUCCUCGUGUGUUGGUACACACUACAUAUAUAUCCCUUGCUUCCAGUCGAGUUCCAAUCCGUUAUCGUCCUCGCUCACAGUCAGACGUGUAUACACGUACAAAAGUCUCUCUCUAUCCAUCUGUUUGUCCCGAGUCCCGCCGGUUUUUUCUUUUUUUUCCCACGCGCUGCGUUUUACGUCAUCGGCCAGUUUUCUCUUUUUUCUCCAGCUUAUUGCUUCACCAGUUUUUUGUUUUAUCGCCUUUUGGGGGGGGUUUGUUUGUUUGUUUAUUAUUUGAUACAAAAUCAAAAAGAAAUCAAAAGUUUUUGAAAUACUUGGCGCCGCCCGAGGGGAUAUGCUACGGCUAUAAGCGACGGUUCGAGGAUGACGAUCGAGAUUUUGAUCGCCUUUCAUUUGUUACUUCAAUUGUCGACGACUGUUUGCGGGGCCGGUGGCAUCGGGACGAUCGUCGCUGGAGAGCCGGCGCCCGUUUUUCUAGAGCCUGUUAACAAUGUCACGGUCGUGAUUGGACGGGACAUCAGCCUCACCUGCGCCGUGGACCAUUUAGGACCUAAUAAGGUGGCAUGGAUCCAUUUGGAUCGUCACAUGAUUGUUGCCAUUCAUCAACAUCUUGUCACCCGCAUUCCUCGCUACAGCGCCACUCACGACGCCCAUAGAAACACUUGGACGCUCAAUCUCCGCGGUGCUCAACCGGAGGAUGCGGGGAGAUACCUGUGCCAAGUCAACUCGAACCCGAUGAUAACGCAAGUUGGCAUCGUCGACGUCGUCGUUCCACCAACCAUUGUGGAUGCUGGCAGCUCGGCUUCACACAUAACAGUCCGUGAAGGAUUGAGUUUGACGCUCACUUGCCGCGGUGACGGCGUUCCAGCGCCGAAAGUGACUUGGCGUCGUGAAGACGGACGUCCAAUCUUCUUUGGCGACAAGAAGAAAGAAGCGUCGAUUGAAGGCGACAGUUUGACUCUGAACAAGAUUGGACGGACGGAAUCGGGAGCUUAUUUGUGCAUCGCAUCCAACGGCGUCCCACCGUCGGUUUCCAAAAGAAUCUGGGUCGAUGUCGAAUUUCCGCCAAUGGUUUGGGUGCCAGCUCAAAUUGUCGGACUGCCGCUAGGAGGGUCAGUUACAUUCGAUUGUUUCACGGAAGCCCAGCCCAAGGCAAUCACUUACUGGACUCGCAUGACGGGCGGUCCGUCCGACUCCGACGUUGUUUUGUUGCCAAGCCGAAGGAUUCACGCCGAUUCGACCAGCACCGGCUAUCGCACUCAUAUGAAUUUGACCAUUCAAUCGUUUGAAGUCAAAGAUAUUGGCACCUACCGAUGCGUGGCCAAAAAUUCACUCGGCGAAGCGGAAGGAUCGGUCCAGUUAAUGGAAACGGAACCGGAACAUUCAAAUAACGAGAUGAUUGUAGAUGAAUUUGCCAAAGAUGUUCAAUCACCACCGACUACCCCACAGAAAACGACAAUAAUUCCCCGAUCGACUGUCAAGCCCAGCACCAGCACAUGGCAACAAGGAAACCGUGUCCAAUUCAUCAGCAACAACUCGCAUUCGACCGGCCGUCAAUCGACGACCCGCAACUCAGGUCCAUCUCUGUUGCCGCGCUGGCCCGAUGUUAUGAUUCUCUUGGCCGUCACCAAGUUGUUACUGUUAUGAAUUGAAACAUCAUUAUGAAGAAACGUUCAGUAUUUGAUGUCCUCAGUCUUCAAGAUUUAUAUUUAAAAGAAAAAGACUCAAGUCAACUUGAGACUUUUCAGCCCCGUGCUCACCGACGACAUUUUGGACAAAGACAAGAAAUCCCGUAUACUUCUUAACUCCAUUAUUUGUCUUCUUGAUAUAUUAUCAUCCGAUUGUUUGUUUGUAAAUAUCAACGACCUUUUACCGGAAAAUUCUGUAUACAUGCCAGUGAGAGAGAGAGAGACAUUUGCAGUAGUCCUAUUUCGCUGAAUUGACGAGUUGAAACGAAUGCGGUGCGACUAAUGUCUUAUAUGUAUUUAAGAAUGGGACGGCGGUGCAACGUGACGGACAUACUUUAAACGGUCGAACGAAUCGAAAGAAAAAAGGGGGCAAUGCAUUUAAAACAAAUUUUGAGCAACAACGUUAGGAGCGAAACGUUUUCUGUGAACAAGUCUAAAACUAUUAAAGAAACGAGAAAUUUUGAUUGGGUUUGAAAAAGUCACUUGCUGUGGUAUAGCGUCGUCGUCGUUGUCGUGAACGUGAGCAAUUCUUCAGA
Messenger RNA from Daphnia pulicaria, 2373 nucleotides. Its product is annotated as lachesin-like. The transcript is spliced from 10 exons. The record is from RefSeq and is a predicted model, not a curated record. Gene Ontology annotation, cellular component: neuron projection. Lineage: Eukaryota; Metazoa; Arthropoda; Branchiopoda; Diplostraca; Daphniidae. The coding region runs from base 513 to 1796 and encodes 427 amino acids.